CACAAACGUUGGGGUUUACAAAUACAAUCCACACCCACACAGUUGAUUGCUAGUUGAUUCCCUGCUCACUCACUCCCGCUCCCAAUCCCCACUAGCUCCACCAUGUCAAGCAUUGCGUCUUCGUCCUCAUGGACCUCGUUUUUAAAAUCAAUUUCGUCGUUUAAUGGUGACCUAUCCACUUUGACAGCCCCCCCAUUCAUUUUGUCUCCCACUUCUUUAUCGGAGUAUUCCCAAUAUUGGGGAGAACACCCCAACCUCCUUUUGGCACCGAACUUCUUGAAGGCUUCCGAAGGAGCCGACCAGAAUGAGUUGGAUGCCAUGGCGUUGAAAAGAAUGGUGGCAGUGGUUAAGUGGUUCAUUUCCACGUUAAGAUCUCAAUAUUGCUCCAGAAACGAAAGUAUGGGUUCGGAAAAAAAGGCGUUGAAUCCCUUCUUGGGUGAGGUAUUUGUGGGCAAAUGGGAAGAUACCAGUGAAGAUGGGACGUUGGGUGAGUCCAUUUUAUUGUCUGAACAGGUGUCUCAUCACCCUCCCGUUACCGGCUAUGCUAUAAUCAACCAAAAAAACAACACAUUAUUGCAGGGCUAUAAUGGUAUCAGGGCCACUAUGUCUGCCACCUCUAUCAAUAUCAAGCAAUAUGGACACUGUUUGUUAGAGUACAAUGCUAAAGAUUUGGCUGAAAGCUACUUGGUCACAUUACCUCCAUUGCACAUUGAAGGGUUAAUCACUGCGUCUCCAUUUGUGGAAUUGGAAGGCAAGUCAUACAUCCAGAGCUCGAACGGAUACGUGGCCGUUUUUGAGUACAGCGGAAGAGGGUACUUUUCCGGCAAGAAGAAUACUUUCAAAGCUCGGAUUUACAAGGAUAAACUAGCAUCGGCCGAUAAAGAGAAUGCGAUUAUCACCAUUAGUGGACAGUGGUCAGGCAAGAGUUAUGCCAAAAAAGGUGCGAUAGCUCCUACCAAGACUGAUGAAUUGUUCUAUGAUGCGUUUUUGGCGGAUCCUCAACACUUGACGGUGAAGCCUAUAGAACAACAACAUCCAUUGGAAACCAGAAGAGCCUGGCAAAAGGUCGCGGAGGCCAUCUCCAAAUCUGAUUACGAUUUGAUCAACACAGAGAAGUCCAAGAUCGAGAAUGAACAGAGAGAGUUGAGAAGAAAGGAAAAGGAAGCUGGUACCCCAUGGGAAACCAGGUGGUUCGAUCCAGUGGAUUAUGAUUCGGAAGUCAAGGACCAUUUCACAAACUUGACCAACUUGUCACAAUUGUCCACCAAGAACUGUCCAUCCGGAAGCUUGGUGGGUUCCAAGUAUGACGAAGGAACUGCUUUGCAUUGGAGAGUGAACGUUGACAAGUGGAACAACGAGAAGGAGAUCACUGCCUAGAGUAUGAAUAUACAGAUGACAAUAGUCCAAAUGAAACAAUGUAUUUAGUG
Molecule: messenger RNA, 1427 nt
Organism: Yamadazyma tenuis ATCC 10573
Lineage: Eukaryota; Fungi; Ascomycota; Pichiomycetes; Serinales; Debaryomycetaceae
Gene: kes1
Product: oxysterol-binding protein
Cellular component (GO): cytosol; intracellular membrane-bounded organelle; membrane
Molecular function (GO): oxysterol binding
Source: RefSeq, a predicted model, not a curated record